Dichotomopilus funicola is the source of this 579-nucleotide messenger RNA. Its product is annotated as Tim17/Tim22/Tim23/Pmp24 family-domain-containing protein. Gene Ontology annotation, molecular function: transmembrane protein transporter activity. The record is from RefSeq and is a predicted model, not a curated record. The transcript has 3 exons. The coding region runs from base 1 to 579 and encodes 192 amino acids. Lineage: Eukaryota; Fungi; Ascomycota; Sordariomycetes; Sordariales; Chaetomiaceae. Gene Ontology annotation, cellular component: TIM22 mitochondrial import inner membrane insertion complex. Gene Ontology annotation, biological process: protein insertion into mitochondrial inner membrane.
AUGAACUUCCCUGGGACCGGCGGUAAUGGGUUCGGGGGGCUUGGCUCUCUGGGAGGCGCCGGGGGUUCGACGCCGCCGGGGUAUAACCCGAAUGAUCCCAAUGUGAAGUGGCUUACGAAUGCGAUGGAGUCGUGCUAUGCGAAGACGGUGAUGAGUGGUGUUAUGGGGUUUGGGCUGGGUGGGUUGUUUGGGAUGUUUAUGGCCUCGAUGGCAUACGACACACCCUUCCACACCCCCGGCGCCCCCGGCGCACCAGGCGCCGCCGGAUCCGCCAACACAAUCGCAUCGCUACCGCUGCGCAAACAACUCGCGCACGGGUUCAAGGACAUGGGCAACCGGUCGUGGAGCACAGCCAAGAACUUUGGCGCGGUGGGCGCGCUGUUCAGCGGGAUUGAGUGUGGCAUUGAGGGUCUGCGGGCGAAGAAUGAUAUGGCAAAUGGGGUUGCGGCUGGGUGUUUGACGGGGGGGAUUUUGGCGCGGAAUGGAGGGCCACAGGCGGCGGCUGUGGGGUGUGCGGGUUUCGCGGCGUUUAGUGCGGCGAUUGAUGCGUGGAUGCGGAUGCCGAAGGAUGAGGAUUGA